UUUUCCGUGCUGCACUUGUUUUAUCUCCAAGGCUCCCCGCCCGUAAAGCAUGGCCAUCUUUCACCCCAUGCUCCCCCUCCUCCUGCUCCUCCACCUCUCCACCACCGCAUACUCCAUCGGCAUAAAUUAUGGAACUCUAGGAAACAACCUUCCUCCACCAGCCCAAGUGGCCAACUUCCUCAAGACCCAGACCAUCAUUGACCGCAUCAAAAUCUUCGACGCUAACCCCGACAUCCUCAGGGCCUUUGCCAACACUGGCAUCUCUGUCACCGUGACUGUUGGCAACGGGGAGAUCCCCGCCCUCGCCAACCUUGCCAACGCCCGCCAGUGGGUGGCGACCCACAUCGCCCCGUUCCACCCGAGGACAAGGAUUAAUUAUAUAGCCGUUGGCAAUGAAAUCAUGGCCACCGCAGACAAGAACCUCAUCAGCCACCUCGUCCCGACAAUGAGGACUCUCCACCAGGCCCUUGUUCUUGCCGGAAUCAAGACAAUUAAGGUCACAUCUCCUCACUCUCUUGGAGUACUUUCAAUCUCCGAGCCGCCGAGUGCUGGCAGGUUCAGGCGAGGCUACGACCGGCUCGUAUUUGCGCCCAUGCUCAAGUUUCUACGUGAAACCGGGGCACCUUUCAUGGUCAACCCCUACCCCUACUUCGCCUACUCCCCGAAGAUGGCGAACUACGCCCUCUUCAAGCGAAACCCUGGUAUCCACGACAAGAACACCGGCAUUACCUACACCAACAUGUUCGACGGCAUGAUGGACGCCAUCCACUCAGCCACGAAGGCCCUCGGUUUCGGGGACGUGAACUUGGUAGUGGGAGAAACAGGUUGGCCCACCAAUUGCGAUGGCUACGAGGCUUGUAGCUCGACGCAUGCAGCGUUGUUUAACGGGCACUUAGUCAGGCAUGUCAGCUCAAGCAGGGGUACACCGUUGAUGCCCAACCGAAGGUUUGAGACCUAUUUGUUCUCCUUGUUCGACGAAAACCUUAAGCCCGGACCGACCGCUGAGAGGAACUGGGGGUUGUUCAGGCCAGAUUUCAGUCCCAUUUAUGACAUUGGGAUUAUGCGCAACCGGCCGCAGCCGCAGCCUCCUCGUCGUAAUAGACGAGCACCCGCAGGCAUUAGGAGGUGGUGCGUGCCCAAAAGAGAUGCAAGCAAUUCAGCGUUACAGUCAAACAUAGACUACGUAUGCAGCUCAGGUGUGGAUUGCAGGCCCAUACAAGCUGGGGGAGCCUGCUUCCAACCCAACGAUGUUAGGUCCCACGCAUCCUUCGUCAUGAAUGCUUUAUAUCAGAAGUCUGGUCGCCAUCCUUACAACUGUGAUUUCUCCCACACUGCAGUCCUCACCUCCAUUGACCCAAGCCAUGGCACAUGUAAAUACGUUGCAUAAGAAUUGAAAAGGAUCGGGAUGCGGGUCACGUAAGGCUGACUGGGAGCUCGUCUCUAGCUAACCAUAUAUGUAUACUUGGAGAAACUAAUGACAUUCAAUUAUUUAUUUAUUUAUUUCUUCUAUUGUUGGAUUUUUAGCUGUAACGUACAUUGCACUGUCCACGAAAGAUAAUAACCAUGACAUGAGAGGCUUCUAUA
Carya illinoinensis is the source of this 1584-nucleotide messenger RNA. Its product is annotated as glucan endo-1,3-beta-glucosidase-like. The record is from RefSeq and is a predicted model, not a curated record. The coding region runs from base 50 to 1387 and encodes 445 amino acids. Gene Ontology annotation, cellular component: plasma membrane. NCBI's taxonomy places the organism in Eukaryota, Viridiplantae, Streptophyta, Magnoliopsida, Fagales, Juglandaceae. Gene Ontology annotation, biological process: carbohydrate metabolic process. Gene Ontology annotation, molecular function: hydrolase activity, hydrolyzing O-glycosyl compounds. The transcript is spliced from 4 exons.